This is a messenger RNA of Charadrius vociferus (killdeer), 1554 nucleotides long. RefSeq names its product lipase maturation factor 1 (gene LMF1). Gene Ontology annotation, cellular component: endoplasmic reticulum membrane. The record is from RefSeq and is a predicted model, not a curated record. The coding region runs from base 1 to 1554 and encodes 517 amino acids. The transcript has 11 exons. Lineage: Eukaryota; Metazoa; Chordata; Aves; Charadriiformes; Charadriidae. Gene Ontology annotation, biological process: protein maturation.
AUGGAGAGAUAUCCUCUAAAGGCAAAGCAUAACCCUGCGGUUGUGGCCUUCCUGGUGGCGUAUCAUCAAAACAAGCAGCUAAUAGGAGAGAAGGGGCUGCUCCCUUGUAAACUGUACCUGCAGAAUGUCAAAAAGUAUUUCAAAGGGAAGAUAAACCUGGAUGCUCUGAGCUAUGCGCCAACAAUCAUCUGGUUUCUGGACUGGUCGGACAUGGACAGCAUCUUGGACUACCUCUCUCUGUGUGGCCUGGCAACUUCAGCCUUUGUAUUGAUAACUGGAUGUGCAAACAUGGUCCUCAUGUUUGUCCUGUGGGUUCUCUACCUCUCGUUGGUCAAUGUUGGACAGAUCUGGUAUUCCUUUGGAUGGGAAUCGCAGCUCCUGGAAACGGGAUUCCUGGGGAUAUUCCUCUGCCCGCUCUGGACCCUCUCCCGCCUGCCCCAGCACACUCCUCCUUCCAGCAUCGUCAUCUGGGGCUUUCGGUGGCUCAUCUUCAGGAUCAUGCUCGGAGCACAGCGGAUUAAAAUUCGAGGAGAUCGCUGCUGGAGAGACUUAACUUGUAUGGAUUAUCACUAUGAGACGCAGCCAGUGCCCAACCCCAUCGCCUACUUCAUGCAUCGCUCGCCAUGGUGGUUUCACCAGUUCGAGACCCUGGUCAACCACUUCAUCGAGCUGGUGGUGCCAUUCUUUCUCUUCCUGGGACGGCGCAUGUGCAUCGUUCAUGGCCUCUUGCAGAUCCUCUUCCAGGUGCUUUUGAUCAUAAGUGGAAACCUGAGUUUCCUCAACUGGCUGACCAUCGUGCCCAGCAUCGCCUGCUUCGACGACAUCAGCCUGGGGUUCCUCUUCAGCUCCAGACGAGGAGGGGUGAAAGAGCGGGUGGCGCAGAUGCAGCUCGGAGGGGCAGCCGGGGAGCAGCUUCCCCCGCGAUACGGCUGCUACGUCCGCAAAGUGGUCAACAUCUCCUUUGGCCUCCUCAUCGCUUAUCUCAGCAUCCCGGUUGUCCUAAACCUGCUCAACUCCAGACAAGUCAUGAACACCUCCUUCAACCCGCUCAGAAUAGUGAACACCUACGGAGCUUUCGGGAGCAUUACCAAGGAGAGAACAGAAGUCAUCCUUCAGGGGACAUCCAGCCUGGAUCCCAAUGACCCCGCUGCUGUCUGGGAGGAGUAUGACUUCAAAUGCAAGCCAGGGGACUUGAAGAGGAGGCCGUGCUUUAUCACCCCCUACCACUACCGCCUGGACUGGCUUAUGUGGUUCGCUGCCUUCCAGACCUAUGAGCAGAAUGAAUGGAUAAUCCACUUGGCUGGGAAGCUGCUGGCCCAGGAAGAGGAGACCUUGUCCUUGAUGGCAACGAACCCGUUUGCGGGCAGAGCACCCCCACGGUGGAUCCGAGGAGAACACUUCAAGUACAAAUUCAGCCGACCCGGGGGAAAGCAUGCCAGCGAAGGGAGGUGGUGGAUACGGAAGAGGAUCGGCCCUUACUUCCCCCCUGUCAACCUCCAGGGCCUGAAGAAAUUUUAUGAAGACAGGAGUUGGCCAUACCCUGCACCAGACUGA